Messenger RNA from Strigops habroptila (Kakapo), 3239 nucleotides. Its product is annotated as exocyst complex component 3-like protein. The record is from RefSeq and is a predicted model, not a curated record. Gene Ontology annotation, cellular component: exocyst. Gene Ontology annotation, molecular function: SNARE binding. Gene Ontology annotation, biological process: exocyst localization; exocytosis. The transcript is spliced from 11 exons. Bases 212 to 2191 code for a protein of 659 amino acids. Lineage: Eukaryota; Metazoa; Chordata; Aves; Psittaciformes; Psittacidae.
AUGGUGUGAUGGCAGAGGCAGGUGUGACCUUGUGAGGCUGGGAGACUGGAUGCAAAAGAGACCUUCUAGGGAUGGGGCAGACAGUGUGUGAGUCCUCCGCUCCACUGCCCCUUUGUCCUCUUCCGCUCCUCAGUCCACUGUCCAGUCCUACCUGGAGGGGGUAAGUGCAGGGCUGGAGCAGCUGCGGUCGGCGGCCCAGGAGGUGCAGAGCAUGUGCCAGGACCUGGGGGCUGCACGAUGGGCCCUGCUCGACACUGCAGACCACUUCCACGGCCUCCAGCAGAUGCGGGCGUUGAUGGCGGAGCAUGUGCAGUUGGCCUCAGUGGUCCAGGUGCUGCCCCAACUCUUCUCAGUCCAAGAGGUGUUCUCCCAUACGCUGCAGCUGCUCCAUGGGCAGCAGCUCCUGGAGGCCCACGCAGAGCUCAUGAUGAUGGAACACCUCCGGGAUGACAUCCUCUCCCAGCUGCACCUCCACGGACUCUCCAAUGCCCAGGCAACUGUGCUGUCCUACUUCAGUGGCCUGCAGGAGCUCAACGAGACCCUGGCCAAGCAGCUGUGGGACAUCGUGGGCAGCAGCCUGCGGCUGGUGCACGAGGACCCAGUUCUCUUUGUCACUGCUGUCAGGGUCAUUGAGCGGGAGGAGAAAAUAGAUGAUACCCUGCUCCUGGAGGCCACCUUCCUGCCCCCUGGCCGCCCAAAGGGCUGGAGGCAGAAGUUCUACCAUGUUCUCCAGGAGACCAUCACAGGAGCUCACUUUCAAGCCCCCCGCAUGGACUCGGAGGGGCCAGGGCUGGCCAGGCACUUGGCAGCGCUGCAGAAAGGCAUCGUGUCCGAGCUGCGUGUGGUGAAGGACCUGAUGGUCCAGUGCGUCCCAGCUCACUACAACAUCCUCAGCGUCUGCACUGCCACCUUCCACCAGGCCCUCAGCAGCCACCUCCAGGACAUCCUCCGGGAGGACCUGGACAAACAGGCGCUCUUCCUCCUCCUGGAGUGGGCACUUCGUGUGUACCACAGCCCAGAGAUGAUGGGUCACCCCGACCUUCUCCCAGAAGUGGACGUUUCUGCUCUGGGUCCCUUGAUGCCCCCUGAGCUCACAGAUCAGACAGAGAGGAAAUAUGUGGUGAAAGUCAAGGCCAGUGUGCUCGAAUGGAUGCAGAGGACCUUGGAGGUGGAAUUCAAGGAAUGGUUCAGGGAAGAGGAACCUGAGACAGACCAUCAGGGCUUCUUCCAGUCAGCCCUGCCCGUCAUUGUCAUGCAGAUGCUGAAAGAGAACAUCCAGGUAGCCUCCUUGAUCACUGAGUCUCUGCAACAGAAGGUCUACAACAUGGCCUUGGAGGAGCUUGAGGCAUUUCUGGGCCGGCUGCGGGAAGCCCUAGUGCAAUGUGGGAAGGAGCACCAGAACGACCGUUCCAUACCCAAGUACUACAUGUCCUACCUACUGGCCACGCUCAACAACAACCUGGCUCUUAGCUCCUCUGUCUCCUCCCUGCACCCCAACACUGCCUGCAGAGAAGUCCCCUCGUCCCUCCGUGCUGCUUUUGACAGGACACAGAAGAAGGCCUGUCAGCUGCUGCUGGAGGAGCUGCUCUUGGACCUGCAGCCCCUCUGCCUGCAGCUGCAUUCCCGCAAGUGGCUCUCGGGGUCCCAGCUCAUCAGCAGCAUGUGUGAAGUGAUCGACAAGUAUGCAAAGGACUUCUCCCGUGUCAGGAGACCCAUCUUCAUGCUCCUGCUGAUGGAGACCGAGCUGGUGGUGGCCAGCCAGUACCUGCGAGCACUUAUGCAGAAGAAGGUGGUGUGCAAGAGCGAGGAGGAGCGCAGCCAGCUCUGCGCCCGCCUGCUGCUGGACGCCACGCAGCUCCGCGAGCUCUUCUGUGGGCUGGGUCUGGACCAGAGUCAGCAGAGCCUGGAGGCCGUCUUUGCCCUGCAGGAGCUGAUCUGCCUCAAAGACCCAGCACUGCUCAGCCUGGAGGUGCUGGGCUUCAUCACCAAGUACCCUGACGUCAGCGAUGAGCACAUCUCCACCUUGCUGGAUAUCCGGGGUGAUGUCUCCAAGGAGGUGCGGCACAUGGUGCUGGACAUGAUGGCGCAGCACCCCCAGGUCAUGCCUGAGAGCUACCGGCCGAUCUUCAGCACCAUCCUGGUCCCCAUGCCGGAGCUGCCCUUCUGCCUUCGCAAGGGCAAGUGUGCCUGAUGCUGUUCCCCACAGCCUGCUCCUGCUGCCCCACCCACAUACGGACCAUGCAAGACACCGCUGAGGCUGCGUGAGGGUAGAGUGGAGAUGACACAUGGCAUCCCCGACACACAGCACCUCACCCUGUGUUGGGGAUAGUAUGGAUAUGUGCCAUCCUCCUCUGCUCUUGCCUCACUGAGCUGAUUGUUCCCUUCUGCAAGCACCAGUCCCAGGAGAGUUGGGUCAGGAAAAAAACAGCCUGUAGCUGCUGUGCUGAACUGCUGAGGCAGGAGUUGCGGGCUGGCCUAUUGCCUGCAGGAAAGAGAGACACAGAGCACAGGACAGGAGUCUGCAGCUGGGGUGAGCCCACAUCUCCAUGGGGCUAGAGAUACUUGGGUUUCCCCAAGAAUCCACACAACUCUCUGAGCCAGCAUAUCCCACCAUGGAGUCUGUUACCACCCCAGCUCUGAGGCAGGCUGGAGCCUUGCUAGACGCAGGCUUGCAGGAGGGUUUUAGCCAUGGGAUGAUUUGCUCUGUUCUGGCUCAGCCCAGAGGUCUGGUAUUGCUGCUCCACCAGCCUGGGCCCUGUAUGGACAGUGGAGAGCAGCUCAGCUGGCUCAUCAUGGCUCACGGAUGCAGAGGAGAAGGGCACAAGGGGGUCUCACCACCUGGGGCAGUGCUGUCAGCCCUGUCCCUGCUGGCAUGAAGGGACAGCUCUGACCUGCCCAGCUCCUGGCCCGGCUCUUUUGCCAACAUCCAAGACAAGACUCGAGUCCAAGACUGUUGCAUUGGUGCGUUCAGCAUCCUCCUGUCACAAGCUUCCUCCAUGAUGGUCAGCGCUGCGCUGGGCACUGGCUCUUCCUCCAUCUUCUGCUGCUGUCCAGCCAUUGGUCGCAUUCUCCCCAGGUGCCAUGUGGAGAUCAGGAGCAAAGCCUGUCUGUCUGCCUGCAUCAUGCCCCUGCAGCACUCUGGGGGACCUCCACGCUUCCUGCCUUGUGGUGGGCCAGAUCCUGCUCUGCUUGCGUGGCACCACUGCCAGAAAUAAAGGCCUGAGCUCUGCAAUCACUCA